This is a messenger RNA of Choloepus didactylus (southern two-toed sloth), 4930 nucleotides long. RefSeq names its product ATPase phospholipid transporting 8B2 (gene ATP8B2). Gene Ontology annotation, molecular function: ATP hydrolysis activity; ATPase-coupled intramembrane lipid carrier activity; magnesium ion binding. Gene Ontology annotation, biological process: Golgi organization; phospholipid translocation. The transcript is spliced from 27 exons. The coding region runs from base 1 to 3630 and encodes 1209 amino acids. NCBI's taxonomy places the organism in Eukaryota, Metazoa, Chordata, Mammalia, Pilosa, Megalonychidae. Gene Ontology annotation, cellular component: plasma membrane. The record is from RefSeq and is a predicted model, not a curated record.
AUGACGGUCCCCAAGGAGAUGCCCGAGAAGUGGGUCCAGGCCGGGGCGCCCCCUUCCUGGAGCCGCAAGAAGCCCUCUUGGGGGACAGAAGAAGAAAGGAGGGCGCGGGCCAAUGACCGAGAAUACAAUGAGAAAUUCCAGUAUGCCAGUAACUGCAUCAAGACCUCCAAGUACAAUAUUCUCACCUUCCUGCCUGUCAACCUCUUUGAGCAGUUCCAGGAAGUUGCCAACACCUACUUCCUGUUCCUUCUCAUCCUGCAGUUGAUCCCACAGAUCUCUUCCCUGUCCUGGUUCACCACCAUUGUGCCUUUGGUUCUUGUCCUCACCAUCACAGCCGUCAAAGAUGCCACUGAUGACUAUUUCCGCCACAAGAGUGAUAACCAGGUGAAUAACCGUCAGUCUCAGGUGCUGAUCAAUGGAAUCCUCCAGCAAGAGCAGUGGAUGAAUGUCUGUGUUGGUGAUAUUAUCAAGCUAGAAAAUAACCAGUUUGUGGCGGCGGAUCUCCUCCUCCUUUCCAGCAGUGAGCCCCAUGGUCUGUGUUACAUAGAGACAGCAGAACUCGAUGGAGAGACCAACAUGAAAGUGCGUCAGGCGAUUCCAGUCACCUCGGAACUGGGGGACAUCAGUAAACUUGCCAAGUUUGAUGGUGAAGUGAUCUGUGAACCGCCCAACAACAAGUUGGACAAAUUCAGUGGAACCCUCUAUUGGAAGGAGAACAAGUUCCCUCUGAGCAACCAGAACAUGCUGCUGCGGGGCUGCGUGCUGCGAAACACCGAGUGGUGCUUCGGGCUGGUCAUCUUUGCAGGUCCUGACACUAAGCUCAUGCAGAACAGCGGCAGGACAAAGUUCAAGAGAACAAGUAUCGAUCGCCUAAUGAAUACACUGGUGCUCUGGAUUUUUGGAUUCCUGGUCUGCAUGGGGGUGAUCUUGGCCAUUGGCAAUGCCAUCUGGGAGCACGAGGUCGGGACACGCUUCCAGGUCUACCUGCCCUGGGAUGAGGCAGUGGACAGUGCCUUUUUCUCUGGCUUCCUCUCCUUCUGGUCCUACAUCAUCAUCCUCAACACUGUCGUGCCCAUUUCGCUUUAUGUCAGCGUGGAGAUCAUCCGCCUGGGCCACAGCUACUUCAUCAACUGGGACAAGAAGAUGUUCUGCAUGAAGAAGCGGACGCCUGCAGAGGCCCGCACCACCACCCUGAACGAGGAGCUGGGCCAGGUGGAGUACAUCUUCUCCGACAAGACAGGCACCCUCACCCAGAACAUCAUGGUCUUCAACAAGUGCUCCAUCAAUGGCCGCAGCUAUGGUGAUGCCUUCGAUGUCCUGGGACACAAGGCUGAAUUGGGAGAGAGGCCUGAACCCAUCGACUUCUCCUUCAACCCUCUGGCCGACAAGAAGUUCUUAUUUUGGGACCUCAGCCUGUUAGAGUCUGUCAAGAUGGGGAACCCGCACACACACGAGUUUUUCCGCCUCCUUUCCCUGUGUCACACGGUCAUGUCGGAAGAAAAGAACGAAGGGGAGCUGUACUACAAAGCCCAGUCCCCAGAUGAGGGGGCCCUGGUCACCGCAGCCAGAAAUUUUGGUUUUGUUUUCCGCUCUCGUACCCCCAAAACAAUCACCGUCCAUGAGUUGGGAAUAGCCAUCACCUACCAGUUGCUGGCCAUCCUGGACUUCAACAACAUCCGCAAGCGGAUGUCGGUCAUAGUGCGGAAUCCAGAGGGUAAGAUCCGACUCUACUGCAAAGGGGCUGACACCAUCCUGCUUGACAGACUUCACCACUCAAACCAAGAGCUGCUCAACACCACCACUGACCACCUGAAUGAAUAUGCAGGGGAAGGGCUGAGGACCUUGGUAUUGGCCUACAAGGAUCUAGAUGAAGAGUACUACGAGGAGUGGGCCGAGAGGCGGCUCCAAGCCACCUUGGCACAGGACAGCCGGGAGGACAGGCUGGCCAGCGUCUACGAGGAGGUUGAGAGAGACAUGAUGCUGCUGGGUGCAACGGCCAUUGAAGACAAGCUUCAGCAAGGGGUUCCAGAGACCAUUGCCCUCCUGACACUGGCCAACAUCAAGAUUUGGGUGCUAACUGGGGACAAACAAGAGACGGCUGUGAACAUUGGCUAUUCCUGCAAGAUGCUGACAGAUGACAUGACGGAGGUGUUCACUGUCACUGGCCACACCGUCCUGGAAGUGCGGGAGGAGCUCAAGAAAGCCCGGGAGAAGAUGAUGGACUCAUCCCGCACAGUGGGCAAUGGCUUCACCUACCAGGAGACACUUUCUUCUUCCAAGCUUGCUUCUGUCCUGGAGGCCGUGGCUGGGGAGUAUGCCCUGGUCAUCAACGGCCACAGCCUGGCCCACGCACUGGAGGCAGACAUGGAGCUGGAGUUUCUGGAGACGGCGUGUGCCUGCAAAGCUGUUAUCUGCUGCCGGGUGACCCCCUUGCAGAAGGCACAAGUGGUGGAAUUGGUUAAAAAGUACAAGAAGGCUGUGACGCUUGCCAUUGGUGAUGGAGCCAAUGACGUCAGCAUGAUCAAAACAGCUCACAUUGGUGUGGGCAUCAGCGGGCAGGAAGGGAUCCAGGCUGUCCUCGCCUCCGAUUACUCCUUCUCCCAGUUCAAGUUCCUGCAGCGCCUCCUGCUGGUGCAUGGGCGCUGGUCCUACCUGCGCAUGUGCAAGUUCCUCUGCUAUUUCUUCUACAAGAACUUUGCUUUCACCAUGGUCCACUUCUGGUUUGGCUUCUUCUGCGGCUUCUCGGCUCAGACCGUCUAUGACCAGUAUUUCAUCACCCUAUAUAACAUCGUGUACACCUCCCUCCCAGUCCUAGCUAUGGGGGUCUUUGACCAGGACGUCCCAGAGCAGCGGAGCAUGGAGUACCCUAAGCUCUAUGAGCCAGGCCAGCUCAACCUGCUGUUCAACAAGCGGGAGUUCUUCAUCUGCAUUGCCCAGGGCAUCUACACCUCUGUGCUCAUGUUCUUCAUCCCCUAUGGGGUGUUCGCUGAGGCCACCCGGGAUGAUGGCACCCAGCUGGCUGACUACCAGUCCUUUGCUGUCACUGUGGCCACUUCCCUGGUCAUUGUGGUCAGCAUGCAGAUUGGUCUGGAUACAGGCUACUGGACUGCCAUCAACCAUUUCUUCAUCUGGGGCAGCUUAGCUGUGUACUUUGCCAUCCUCUUUGCCAUGCACAGCAAAGGGCUCUUCGACAUGUUUCCGAACCAGUUCCGGUUUGUGGGGAAUGCCCAGAACACCCUGGCUGAGCCCACGGUGUGGCUGACCAUCCUCCUCACCACGGUCGUCUGCAUCCUGCCUGUGGUCGCCUUCCGGUUCCUCAAGCUGAACCUGAGACCCGAUCUCUCUGACACGGUCCGCUACACCCAGCUGGUGAGGAAGAAGCAGAAGGCUCAGCACCGCUGCAUGCGGCGGGUGGGUCGCACAGGUUCUCGGCGCUCGGGCUAUGCCUUCUCCCACCAGGAGGGCUUCGGGGAGCUCAUCAUGUCUGGCAAAAACAUGCGGCUCAGCUCCCUUGCGCUCUCCAGCUUCACCACCCGCUCCAGCUCCAGCUGGAUUGAGAGCCUGCGCAGGAAGAAGAGUGACAGCGCCAGCAGCCCCGGUGGCGGCGUGGACAAGCCUCUCAAGGGGUGAAGCUGGGACGGGAUCAGCCUGUGCAGUGGUCAGAGCACGCAGGGCUGGCCAUUCGCUGAGGGAACAGCUUCACGCAGCUGCUGGGGGAUGUCCUCCUUGCCUUGCCCCUCUCUACCCCCGUAGACUCUCCAGGAGCUGCUGGGGGCCCCCAGCCCAGGGCCCUCCCACCAGCUGAGCGGGGUGAAGGGGGCGGGCCCCAAGUGCAGUCAGGAACCAGCCUUGUUGCAGGAGCAGAUGUGGAACCAAAAACAGAAGAAAAAACUAUAAGAGAUUGGGUCUCCCCCUGCCUUGCCUGGAAGCCCACAGGGGGACUCUGUAAUCUCCAUAUUUUUUUACUCCCACUCCCCUGAGGGGCCCCAAGAGCCCCUGUUCCUGAAUUACACGAGAAUGUAUCAAGCCGGGAAGCCAGAGACCUGCUGGGGCUUCUGAGCCCCUCACACCAUGUAUGUCUCUCCUCAGUUUGUGUUCGUGCCCAGUUUGGUUUUGUCUUUUAUUUGGCAAGUGGAGGAGGCCUUCACAUGACUUUUAUGUUGUGGUUGUGUCUUACCCCUCCUGGGGAAGAGGAGCUGGCACGCCCUGGGAUGCCCGGCCGGGCCCCACCCUGGCUGGCUGGGGACUGCUUUGGGAGGUGCCAUCUCACCUGUGGCCCUCCUGUGGCUGGUGGGCGUGUGGCGGAGAGGCUGGCAGCCCAGAUGGUGUUGGGAGAGUCACCUUGAGAGUAAAGUGCUCCCCUCUCCCUAGUGUACACACACCAAUUCCUGGAUUCUGUAUGUCCUGCUGGUAUUGGGCUGGAGCCUGGGAAAAUGGCCCCAUUGUUCUCAGUGAGCUGAGGCUGGGUAUGAAAUUUAGCCCUCGGGGAAAAAAAAUGAAGUUGACUGUGAUUCUAAAUUUAGACCCAAGUUCAUUGGCAGACGCCCUUCCGACUUCCCUUCUCCCCCCUUAGGACUCUGGGACCCUGAGUGCCCUGAGGUGGGGCUGAAAGGGGAGGCUGGCGUCUGCUCCUCCCUUCUCUGGGGGAGGGGGCGAGGCCGUGGACAGGGUGGGGGGGGGGAGAGGGCUCAGGCCAGGGGGUGCCUGCCCAGUGCCUGGCUCGGUCUGAACGGGGUUCUGUCAGAACCUCGUCACUGCCUGCCCUUUCCCUCCAUCACCCACACCUAUGAAGCUGUUUCCCAGCCUAGGUAUUUCCCAAGUUUCUUCCUCUUCUUUAGUGGUGGAGGGGGUACUUCAGAAAUGGUGUGGAGCUGGGAGUGGGGUAAGGGGACCUUAGAUGUUUGAUGUGGGAGCCCUGAAGGAACUAAAA